AUGGCAUCACAUUCUUUGCAACAAGAAAAAGGCAAUCAUGGUGAUGAUACUAAAAAUAUUGUGUUGAAAAAAGGAAAAUGGCUACCUGAAGAAGAUGCAUUAUUAAGAGAUUAUGUGGAAAAAUAUGGAGCUAAAAAAUGGGAUAAAGUACGAGAGAAAAUAAAACUCAAUAGAGAUGGAAAAAGUUGUCGUUUUAGAUGGUUAAAUAGUCUAAAACCAAGUUUGAAAAGAGAUCCAUUUAGUGAAGAAGAAAUACAAAAACUUGUUCGUCUCUAUUGUGAGUUAGGACCUAAAUGGUCUCAAAUGGUUUCACAGAACAAUAAUCUUUUGCAUUGA
Vicia villosa (hairy vetch) is the source of this 336-nucleotide messenger RNA. Its product is annotated as transcription factor MYB114-like. The record is from RefSeq and is a predicted model, not a curated record. The transcript has 2 exons. The coding region runs from base 1 to 336 and encodes 111 amino acids. Lineage: Eukaryota; Viridiplantae; Streptophyta; Magnoliopsida; Fabales; Fabaceae.